Molossus molossus (Pallas's mastiff bat) is the source of this 2853-nucleotide messenger RNA. RefSeq names its product torsin family 1 member B (gene TOR1B). Gene Ontology annotation, cellular component: endoplasmic reticulum lumen; nuclear envelope; endoplasmic reticulum. Gene Ontology annotation, molecular function: ATP hydrolysis activity; ATP binding; kinesin binding. The transcript has 5 exons. NCBI's taxonomy places the organism in Eukaryota, Metazoa, Chordata, Mammalia, Chiroptera, Molossidae. The record is from RefSeq and is a predicted model, not a curated record. Bases 1 to 1011 code for a protein of 336 amino acids. Gene Ontology annotation, biological process: protein localization to nucleus; nuclear membrane organization.
AUGCCGGCGGCGGGGCGGCUCGGGAGCGGCGCGGCGCUGUGGCUGCUGUUGGCGGCCCGGACGGUGGCGGCGAUCGACCCCAUCAGCGUGAGCGUCGCCCUCGGGGCCGCGUCGGUCCUCACCGGCCUCGUAACCUACACGGACCUGUACUGUCGCUUCGCCGAGUGCUGCCCCAAGAAGCAGCGGCUCAACGAGACCGCCCUCAAGCUGGAAUUGGAGGAGAAACUGUUUGGGCAGCAUCUGGCCACAGAGGUGAUUCUCAAGGCGCUGACUGGCUUCACGAACAACAACAAUCCCAGGAAACCACUGACUCUUUCCUUACACGGCUGGGCUGGCACGGGCAAGAAUUUUGUGAGCCAAAUUGUGGCUGAAAAUCUUCAUGCAAAAGGCCUGAAGAGUAACUUUGUCCACCUGUUUGUAUCAACUCUGCACUUCCCUCACGAGCAGCAGACAAAACUGUACCAGGACCAGUUACAGCAGUGGAUUCGGGGCAACGUGAGUGCCUGUGCAAGCUCCGUGUUCAUAUUUGAUGAGAUGGACAAAUUGCACCCUGGGGUCAUCGACGCAAUCAAGCCGUUUCUAGACUACUAUGAGCAGAUUGAUGGUGUGUCUUACCGGAAGGCGAUCUUCAUCUUUCUCAGCAACGCAGGUGGGGACCUCAUAACUGAGACGGCCCUGGAGUUCUGGCGGACAGGAAGGAAGCGGGAGGACAUUCAGCUGAAGGACAUGGAGCACGUGCUGUCUGUCGGCGUCUUCAACAAUAAGCACAGUGGCCUGUGGCGCAGCAGACUGAUAGACAGAAACCUCAUCGAUUAUUUUAUCCCCUUCCUGCCUCUGGAGUACACACACGUGAAGAUGUGUGUGCGGGCAGAGAUGAGGGCCCGCGGUUCUGCUGUAGAUGAAGACAUUGUCACCAGAGUGGCGGAUGAGAUGACGUUUUUUCCCAAAGAUGAAAAAAUCUACUCAGACCGGGGCUGCAAGACUGUGCAGUCGCGGCUGGAUUUUCAGUGACCCCCCACCCGAGCAGGGGAGGAGGCGGCAGGGAGCUCAGCAAGCCAGGACCUGGCCUUUCGGAAGCACUUUGAAGACCCCAUCAGGGUUUGCACAUUUGCACCUGUGGAUUUUCGAGAUCUAGAAGUUUCUAAGAGUUGAUUUUUGACAAGCCACUAAUCUGCCAAGUGCAAUUGUCAUUUUGCAACAUGGUAGCAACUGUUGCAGUUGAAGAUGAACUUUUUAAAUCCACGUCCCCACACCACACUCCUUACUGACCUGGACAGAAGUGCCUUGAAAACACUGAGACCCAGGACUCUUCCGACCUCGGGAGCUACUGUCGCGGCUGAGGUUCAGGGGCCUGCCACAAGCUGGGAGCAGUACGUUCUCACCUGCUGAGAAUGUUUUUCUGCUCUGGUUCUUUCUUUAUACAGAGAGCAUCCCCCGACGAAGUAUUUUUUCAGUUAAAAUUGGUGGCACCUUCGGGCGCAGGCAGCACCCUGUGGGAGGACAUGGGUGGGGCUCUAUCCUCGGCCUCUGCGCAGAUCAGGACAGACAGGACCUGGCAGCCUGGCUGUCACUCUGGCUGCUUGUGGUGUCCUCCGCUCACCUCUCCCUGUAGCACUGCUACUGAAUGUCCGUCACCACUACAUGCCCCCACCACUUCGUCGCUGCAGCUGAACCAGACAGAGAGCCUUGGUUUUGAGCCCUUGGUUGCCACGGUGAGACGUUUGUCUAUUACAGUUUAUAUGUGGGCCAGGCUCUGGCUUUACUCCACAGAACCAUUUGAAAUACUGAGGCACGCUCGUCUCUGUGGAUGCCAGGCGCCCGGACCGAGUGGCUAGCUUGCAGGCCUGGCACUGCCAAGGUGAAGUGUGGUACGCUGGAAACGCUACGAGUUUUAAGGGUGUGCAUAUUUUUAUAAUGUUUUUACUUCUGAAUCUUAGAGAAUACAAAUAUAGGACACUUCUUAUUUUAAAACAGGAAGGACACAAAUGGAAUAAUUAUUCUUUUAUCAGAAACUCUAAAAACAAAUGGUAUAAUUUAUUGUCAAAUGAAUGGUAAUGUAUGCUCACAAUUACAGAACAAAGUGGCUUAGUGUGAAGUUGUGGCUGGUGUUGGUGUCGUCUGAUAACGACACCCUCUGUGGCAGUGCCAGGCUGGACUGCCCUGGUCAUUGGGAAAUCAGGGGAGUCCAGCCAGCGUGGAUUGUUUAUCUCGUAGUUGCAGUGGGACUACAGAUGUAAUCAGGGCGUGCAGCCUUUUUAUGUAGAUGGGGGAAUAAUAUUCUAUGACAUGGAAGGCCUUGUAGAGGAUCACGCUUAGUCUUUUAAAAAUGCCAAGGCGAGGCUUAAAUUUUUUAGUACAAAUGGUCAAAUUGGAGCUAAGUGAACAUUUUGUUUAUCACUUUUUGGGUGUCUGGUCAGGAGGAGACAGGCAAGAUUUUGUCUACAAUGAUGCAAUUAAUUCCACACGUGUCGGCCACCUUUGGACUGCUGGUACUGAUCUGUAACUUGAAUAGGCCACGUUGACCGUGGCCCAGCCUCCUCCACCCCACAAGAUGUAGACAGGAGCUUCAAUUGACCUAGUGAAUAUAAAAUAAUAAAGCCAAAAUUUUAUCCCAUGAGAUGUCAUUUGCAAUUUUUCCCCCUAGUUUAUGUAUUUGGUAACUGAAAGUUUAAGCUUGGAGUAAAGGCUCAGCCCCUCAGGCGCUGGGCUCACUGCGCCCUGCGCGUGCUGGUCGGCAGUCUGCAGCCCGGAGCCGGUGUUCACCGAACAGCGGUCAUCCCGGCAGUUCAGCGGGAUUAGAUGAUGGACUCACCCGUCUUACUUUCGUGGAUGGAGACAGUACCAGAUGGAGCA